UUUAAAUGUCUCCUGGGCUCUCAAGGUGACCAAACGGACAGAGAAGACGCUCGCCGGAAUCCAACCCUCCAUCUCUCCACCAGCGGAGCUUGCGCCCAAGCUCAACCAGUCAUGAAAGCAGCCAUCCUGCUCAUCUGUGCCCUCGGCACCACGUGGGCCAUGCCAAUGCAGGUCUACCAGCAGAUGCAGCAGCAGAUCCAACUCCAGCAGCAGCCGCAGCAUCCGGGCAUUCCUGCCCUGGCGACCAUCAGCCAGGAGAUGAUGAGAGACAUUGCCCGUUACAAGAGCUUGAUGCAACAUUAUCCAGAGCUCUUUCAUCAACUGAACUUUCCGGAUUUGCAGCCCGGGGCCCCCAUGAAUCCGGCCCAGCAGCUUCCACAAGUGCCUCACGGACAGGCUCCAUCAAUGCUCCCUCCGCAGCAGCCAUCCCAGGUGCCCUCCCAGCUGCCCCCUCAAUUGCCCCCUCAGUUGCCAUCAGUCCUGACGCCACCAUUGAACCCACAGCUUCCUCCUCAGAUGCCUCCACAUUUCCAGCUGAUUGAAGCUCAGCCAGGUUGGGAGCAGCAGUACGAGUACGACGCACCAUACCUGUUAGCACACGGGCCAGAUCAGCAGUCACCGGCUUUGCCCACAGCAGGUAAUGUGCCAGUGCCAGCCACACCACAAGCCCCAGUGGUACCAGGACAGCAAGUCCAACAGCCAGGCCAAGGCACCCAAUUGAACCAGCCGGGCCAGACGCCCAGUGCACAGGGCCACCUGCCUGUCCCCGGCCAGCAGCCACAGAUGUUCCCCACCUUUGGCUUUGUUCCGGUUAUUCCACCUCAGACGGCCAAGCAGCAGCAGUUCUCUGGGUAUGGCCUCCUUCUGCCAGCAUCAUUCCCACCACAGCCCGUCCAGCCGGGCCUGGAGCAGCAGCCCCCGCAGCAGCAGCCAUCUCAGUCGAUGUUCCCUCAGCUUGUCUACUUUCCUCUCCAGACCGGCGUCAUGGCUGGUGCCAUUGGGAGCGUCAGUUCUGAAGAGAUGCAGCAGUCAGCUGGAGAUAUGUCCCCUCCCAUGGCUGGCUUCAUCCCUGGCUUUGCCACGCCCACCUUUGGAGGUGGCUUCCCCAACUUUGUUGGAAGUGGACCAGCAGUAGGGGGCACCGUGCCAGUAGCAGGAGGCAUCCCGACAGCGCAAGGAACCCAGCCUGGAGUCCUCCCUGAGGUCAAGCUGCCGAUACCAGUCGGUCAAGGCGGCAGCCCCACCAUCCCUGAAGUCAUUCCCAUUGGUCAAGGAAACAUGCCACCUAAGACUGAAGGAGCAGUCCCGGCUCAGGGAGGCCAGCAGCCUUCACCUCAAAUGAAACUGCCCAACAUGACACCCGAUGGGGUCCUGCUGGAUGGCCCCGUGCCACCUGAGGGCACCGUGCAGUCAUUUGCCCCAGGAAGCACUCAGGACACCAUUGGUAAAAAAUCCCCAACUGCGGCGCCCGACCCUGCCACCGUGCCAAAGGCACAAGCUCCCACACCGCCAGAGGUGGAGAUGCCCGACCUUGACGACUACACAGCAAACUUCUACCUACACCCGUAGAGAUGCGCCAACGUGGCUCUCACCGUUGUGCUCUUCCACUCGGUCCUCGAUGAGCCCACCCUGACAGGCUUGAUGGACUGAAUGGUCCCCCCUGUGUAUGUCCUCCUGUUCUUCUUCCUUUAAUCCUGCUGAAUGACUUGGCGUCUCUCUGUAGUUCUCAACCUGACGCCAUGUUGGCCAUUAAGCUGCAGUAUGUUACUGUACAGUACGGGGAGCUGGGGACGAUUAUUUAAAUAAAAGGAUCUGAAAGCA
Molecule: messenger RNA, 1821 nt
Organism: Polypterus senegalus (gray bichir)
Lineage: Eukaryota; Metazoa; Chordata; Cladistia; Polypteriformes; Polypteridae
Product: calcium-binding protein P-like
Exons: 12
Coding region: 112-1569 (485 amino acids)
Source: RefSeq, a predicted model, not a curated record